This is a messenger RNA of Punica granatum (pomegranate), 2629 nucleotides long. The record is from RefSeq and is a predicted model, not a curated record. Lineage: Eukaryota; Viridiplantae; Streptophyta; Magnoliopsida; Myrtales; Lythraceae.
AUAUAUGUAUACGAUACGAUACCUCUGGACACACCCAUACAUGCAUUCUGAACUAGAGGGUUUUUCCUCUGAAAGCAUAUAUCGGCGCACUCCGUCUCGCCGGCGCCGCUCUCUCUCCCCUCGCCGCAUCUCCUCUCUCUAUCUCUCUCUCUUUCUGAAAUCCCCUUUCGGCUGGUGGGUGGAUCAGCAAUGGCUAAGAAGAGAAAGCAGUCCACUGCAGAAACCACGGAACCUGUCAAGAAACAGCAGGUACAGGAAGCUGCAGUGAACCAAAACCCCAAGCAAGAGAAAUACUUAUACGAACAAGUAGAGGAGGAAGAGGUGGAAGAAGUGGAAGAGGAAGUGGAAGAGGAGGAGGAGGAGGAGGAAGAGGAGGAGGAGGAGGAGGAGGAGGAGGAGGAUGGUGAUGACGAGCAAGAAGAAGAAGAAGAAGAAGAAGAAGAAGAAGAAGAUGGCAAUGAAGACGAAGAACCUGUUCAGAAGCUCCUUGAACCUUUCAGCAAGGACCAGCUGGUUACCCUCCUCCUUGAAGCUGCUAACAGACAUCAAGAUGUUGCCAAACGCAUUAGGAAGAUGGCCGAUGAGGAUCCCGUGCACCGCAAGGUCUUCGUGCAUGGGCUGGGCUGGGAUACCAACACUGAAACCCUAAUCAACGCAUUUAAGCAAUAUGGCGAGAUUGAAGAUUGCAAGGCUGUCUGUGACAAGAUUUCCGGGAAAUCGAAAGGUUAUGGCUUUAUUCUUUUCAAGGCCCGCCGUGGUGCCCGAAAUGCCCUCAAUGAGCCCCAGAAGAAGAUCGGAAAUCGCAUGACUGCUUGCCAGCUAGCAUCUAUUGGGCCAGUUCCCACCAAUCAACAGGCUGCAGCUCCUGCACAGCCUGUGUCGGAGUACACCCAAAGGAAGAUUUAUGUCAGCAAUGUUGGAGCCGAAUUGGACCCAAAGAAACUGGCUGAGUUCUUCUCCAAGUACGGUGAGGUUGAGGAAGGGCCUCUGGGGCUUGACAAGGUGACUGGGAAGCCAAAAGGUUUCUGCUUGUUUGUCUACAAGAAUGUGGAGAGUGCAAAGAAAGCUCUGGAGGAGCCCCACAAGAACUUUGAGGGGCAUAUCUUGCAUUGUCAGAAGGCCAUCGAUGGGCCAAAACCUGGGAAGUCUCACCACAAUCAGCAACAGCAGAAUGGACAGACUUCUCAGUUUCGGAGGGCUGAUAGUUUAGGUUACGGUGCUGGGCCAGUGGGCCAAUUUGGUGCACCACCAAUUGGGAUUGGUCAGGGGGCCACAGCAGCAGCACCAGCUCUGAACCCAGCACUAGGACAGGCAAUUACAGCUCUGCUGGCAACUCAGGGGGCGGGGUUGGGCAUUGGUAAUUUGCUAGGGACCCUUGGAACAGCCACAACGGUGAACCCAGCCGUGCCAGGUGCGGGACAUGGACUGCAGGCAGCAUAUGGGAGCCAGGUUAGCCCAGGAGUGGUUGGGGCCUACGGAACUCAAGCUGCGUAUCCAACGCAACAGCAGAUUGGGCAAGCUGCUCCACCGAGAGGGCAGCAUUCUGGACAGUAUCCAGGCACGGGGCCAUAUAUGGGUCACUAGACCCUAUAAGAUCUGAUGGAUCAGUUUAGUACUGCAUCGGUGGUUGUUCUGAAGUUUGAAGAGCUCAUGCAAAAGCAGUAUUUGUGAUUGGUACAAAGGCUAGAAUCUUUAAAUCAUCAAAAGGAGCUAAUGUUUUUGCUACUUGCUUUUGCCCUAGUACUACAUUCGGUUGGCUACUUCUAAAAUAUUUGCAGUUUUCAAGUGUUUGCUUUUAAAUUCUGAACAUUAUGAGAGUAUUCUCAUUACAAAAUCAUCUGUAGUUUGCACUAUCUAUCAGCUGAACAAAGACGGUCUUCGAAAUCCGAUUUUCUACUGCUACUGAGAAUCCCUCUGUAAGCUCCUAAACAGAACAGCUUCUCUGUGGAGGGGUGGUGGACUCUUUUUGUUCGUUUUAUUUCUGUUGAAAGUAGCCAAAAAGGAUAAGGAGUAGUAUUUUCCGACAUUUCUUUCUUAAAACUGGCCCGUUGUACAUUACCUUUUGAGAAAGUAUCCUGUGUAUUUUGUUUUUAAUUUUUGUGGUUGGUUUAGUUACAUAACCCCAAACACAUUUCUGACAUUGGAAGGGCUUUUGACUAAUCCAGUCACACAGGGGUGAAGGUUAAGCUUUCUUUAACCUGAACCAAAGAAAACGUGCAGGUGGGACAAAAGUGUGCCUCUUGUUUUUGGGGGCAUUUUCUGUCUGUUGAGUUGUAGGGUUGUCAUUUGAGGUGAAUAGAUCAGAACCCCGUAACUGAGGACUGGACUAUUGUACGGCAAUCAUGAACAUGAUGAGUUGCUUGCUGCGCCGCCUUUAGAAGAUAAGCAGCAGCAGGUUGGAGUUGGACAAGAUUCAGGUGGUUCUUGCAAUUGUCUGUAUGUGUAUGCUAGGACCAUAACAUAUGGGGACCAUAUCUGAGGGAGGAGCACAGACAGAAUCAUCCAGGAUAGGGCAACUUACCUGCACAUUGUAAUUUUGGUUCCGAUUUACAUGCUAGUUUGUUUCAGUUCAUUGUACGAACUGUCGGGGUUACAGGCUUUGGAGUGAAAAUGAUCAGCAGUUGUCUGA